This is a messenger RNA of Amyelois transitella, 777 nucleotides long. Its product is annotated as trypsin-7-like. The transcript has 5 exons. The record is from RefSeq and is a predicted model, not a curated record. Gene Ontology annotation, biological process: proteolysis. Lineage: Eukaryota; Metazoa; Arthropoda; Insecta; Lepidoptera; Pyralidae. The coding region runs from base 1 to 777 and encodes 258 amino acids. Gene Ontology annotation, molecular function: serine-type endopeptidase activity.
AUGCGUGAAACUAUUGGAUAUAGACUCGAAAAUCAUCUUAAUAUUACAUCUUUGGAUUGGCAAGAUUAUCUCGGUGAUGCAAAUGAAAUUGUGGGAGGAGACGUAGUAGAUAUAAAACAAUAUCCAUACCUAGUCAGCGUUUAUCAUAUAUAUAUGAAGGGGUUAAUUUGUGGUGGAUCUAUUUUGAGUGAAAGAUAUGUGUUGUCUGCCGGCCAUUGUCAUAUGUUUUGUAUUGGUUGCUAUCAAUUAAGAGUAGGCAGUUCUUACUAUGCAGAAGAAGGUUACACGUAUUCAGUUUCAAAUGUAACCAUGCAUCCUCAAUUUAACAAAAAUACUCUAGAUUAUGAUAUUUCUAUUUGGACACCGACAGAAAAAAUUGCAUUGAAUGGAGUUACAAUAAAAACUGUAAAGUUGCCAGAUAUAGGAAGUGUCUUACAUUCUGGAGCAAAUAUUAUUGUUAUUGGAUGGGGAAGAACAUCAGAGAGCGGGAAUGUUUCCGAAGUUCUCAGAGCUGUUACAGUGCCGGUGACCACAGAGGAGUAUUGUAGUAGUGCGUUCAACGAUACUAUUACGGAACGUAUGUUCUGUGCCGGAUUUGUUGAAGGUGGCAAGGACGCCUGUUAUGGAUAUUCGGGCAGUCCAGCUGUUUCUGCGAAAAAUUUGGUACAAUAUGGAAUCGUAUCUUUUGGUAAUGGUUGUGCAAGACCAGGCAAACCAGGGGGCUAUACUAAUAUAACUGUAUUAAGGGACUGGAUACAAAAUAUCACAGGAAUUUAA